GCUAAGAAUCGAGAACUUUGGGAUGCCCAUCUGGCAGUUGGCGGAGGUCUCUACUCGGAACUGGCACUCCCACAUUCCUUUACACUCCCGACCCACCCGGCGGCAAGUGCAGUGGCGCCACGAUGCCCAUGUUCCCGACCCGCAUCUUCACCUCGCCGACGGUCUCGGAGCAGUCCCCGUCGUCGUGGCUCCAGGCACUCAAGGGCAAGACGGCCAGCGCCGACGUCUUCUCGGCGCUCGCCAAGAAGGCGCCGUCCAAGAAGACGCUGACCAAGCCGUUUGCGCUCUCGAAGGAGUACGUCACGAAGCGCUGGGGGCGCGGACAGGCGGCGGCGACCCCGCACCAGCCCACGCGCGUACAGCCGCUCGUGCAAGAGGUGCCUGGCGUGAGCGCGGCCAUGGCGCUUCGUCAAAAGGCGCUGCACGCCGCCAUCGCGUCGGGUGACCUCGUGUUGACAAAGGAAGGUUGCGGCGGCGCGUACUUGCUUCGUGACGACGACGACGCACCGAUUGCUAUCUUCAAGCCGCGCGACGAGGAGUUCAUGGCGCCCAACAACCCGCGCGGCUACGUAAGCCACGGUGCAGUGCUCGGCGAAAGCCUGCACCCAACGCGAAAGGGCUUUCGCGUCGGCAACGGAGCUCUCCGAGAAGCUGCUGCGUUCAUGCUCGACGCCGCGUACGAGCACUUUAGCGGCGUCCCGGUCACGAGCCUCGUCACGGCGCCGAUCGGGAACACGUGGAAGGAAGGCUCCGUGCAAGCGUUUGUGCCCUCGGAGUCGUCGGCCGAAGACAUGGGCACGCUUCAAUUUUCGGUUCACGACGUGCACAAGAUUGCGAUCUUGGACCUCCGCCUCUUCAACACGGAUCGUCACGCGGGCAACAUUCUCCUGCAGUCGACGACCGACAAGACAACCAAGUACAAGAUGGUACCGAUUGACCACGGCUUGACACUGCCCGCUUAUCAGCACCUCGACGGCGCCACGUUUGACUGGCUGCACUGGCCGCAAGCCAAGUUUCCCUUGAGCGCAUCGGCCGUUGCGCAUGUCCAGCGCCUCGACCCGGCCCGCGAUGCUGACCUCUUACGAUCCCUCGGGCUUCCUGAAGACUGUAUUUUGACGAUGCUAAUCUCGACGAUGCUGCUCCAAAAGGCGGUCGCUGCCGGCUACUCGCUCUAUGACAUUGGGAUGCUCGUCCAGCGCGACGGCCUCGGCGACACGCCAUCCCAGCUCGAAGACGUGGUCGAGCAGGCGCGGGCCAUGCUACCGGCGGAAGCAGACAUGUACGACCCGCGCGUGGCAGGUCGUAUGCUGCUGGACCUCGUGGCGAAGGCACUCGAUGCGCUCCUUUUGGAUUACCCCAAGAGCAAGGUGCGCAGCAUUAGCAACUUGUAGAUGUAGGCAGGAAUGUCGUGUAGAGUAAAAGAGCAAGUAGACGCGUGUGCAGUAGCAAAAAUGAAGUAAUAUAAUAAGACAAGAAGAGGCGAAUCCGCCCACCCGAA
Molecule: messenger RNA, 1498 nt
Organism: Saprolegnia parasitica CBS 223.65
Lineage: Eukaryota; Oomycota; Saprolegniomycetes; Saprolegniales; Saprolegniaceae
Exons: 1
Coding region: 123-1391 (422 amino acids)
Source: RefSeq, a predicted model, not a curated record